AUGGAAGAGUUACUUUCAUCUCACCACCUGUUCAAAGAGUUUCAACCACGAGUCUCAUCAACCCAUCCCACAGUCGAUGCAGUUAAGCAGAAUCUCUCCCGCUUUCCAUCACCCCCGCCCCAUUCCCCGUUUUCAUCACCCCGCCCCAUUCUCCCACUUUCCAUCACCCCGCCCUAUUCUCCCGCUUUCCAUCACCCGGCCCCAUUCUCCCUCUUUCCAUCACCCCGUCCCAUUCUCCCGCUUUCCAUCACCCCGCCCCAUUCUCUUGCUUUCCAUCACCCCGCCCCAUUCUCUCGCUUUCCAUCACUCUGCCCCAUUCCACCUCUUUCCAUCACCCCGCCCCAUUCUCCCUCUUUCCAUCACCCCGCCUCAUUCUCCCUCUUUCCAUCACCCCGCCCCAUUCUCCCUCUUUCCAUCACCCGCCCCAUUCUCCCGCUUUCCAUCACCCCGCCCCAUUCUCCCGCAUUUCCAUCACCCCGCCCAUUCUCCCUCUUUCUAUCACCCGCCCCAUUCUCCCGCUUUCUAUCACACCGCCCCAUUUUCCCGCUUUCUAUCACCCCGCCCCAUUUUCCCGCUUUCCAUCACCCCGCCCCAUUCUCCCGCUUUCCAUCACCCCGCCCCAUUCUCCCUCCUUCCAUCACCCCACCCCAUUCUCCCGCUUUCCAUCACCCCGCCCCAUUCUCCUACUCUCCAUCACCCCGCACCAUUCUCCCGCUUUCCAUCACCCUCCCCAUUCUCCUGCUUUCCAUCACCCCCCCCAUUCUCCCUCCUUCCAUGACCCCGCCCCAUUCUCCCUCCAUCCAUCACCCCGCCCUAUUCUCCCCAAUUUCCAUCACCCCACCCCAUUCUCCCGCUUUCCAUCACCCCGUCUUAUUCUCCCGCUUUCCAUCACCUCGCCCCAUUCUCCCGCUUUCCAUCACCCGCCACCAUUCUCCUGCUUUUCAUUACCCGCCCCAUUUUCCCGCUUCCCUUCAUCUCGCCCCAUUCUCCCGCUUUCCAUCCCCUGCCCCAUUCUCCCUCCUUCCAUCACCCCACCCCAUUCUCCCGCUUUCCAUCACCUCCCCCAUUCUCCCGCUUUCAUCACCCCGCCCCAUUCUCCCGCUUUCCAUCACCCCGCCCCAUUCUCCUGCUUUCCAUCACUCGCCCAUUCUCCCGCUUUCCAUACCCCACCCCAGUCUCCCGCUUUCCAUCACCCCGCCCUAUUCCCCGCUUUCCAUCACCCCACCCCAUUCUCCCGCUUUCCAUCACCCCGCCCCAUUCUCCCGCUUCCUUCACCCCUCCCCAUUCUCCCGCUUUCCAUCACCCCGCCCCAUUCUCCCACUUUCUAUCACCCCGCCCAUUCUCCCGCUUUCCAUCACCCGCCCCAUUCUCCCGCUUUCCAUCACCCCCCCAUUCUCCCGCUUUCCAUCACCCCGACCCAUUCUCCCACUUUCCAUCACCCCCAAUUCUCUCGAUUUCCGUCACCCUGCCCCAUUCUCCAUCUUUCCGUCACCCCGCCCCAUUCUCCCGCUUUCCAUCAUCCAGCCCCAUUCCCCGCUUUUCAUCACCCCGCCCUAUUCUCCUCUUUCCAUCACCCCGCCCCAUUCUCCCUCCUUCCAUCACCCCGCCCCAUUCUCCCACUUUCUAUCACCCCACCCCAGUCUCCCGCUUUCCAUCACCCCGCCCUCUUCUCCCGCUUUCCAUCACCCCACCCCAUUCUCCCGCUUUCCAUCACCCGCCCCAUUCUCCCCCUUUCCUUCACCCCUCCCCAUUCUCUCGCUUUCCAUCACCCCCGCCCAUUCUCCCACUUUCUAUCACCCCGCCCCAUUCUCCCGCUUUCCAUCACCCCGCCCCAUUCUCCCGCUUUCCAUCACCCCGCCCCAUUCUCCCGCUUCCAUCACCCCGCCCCCUUCUCCCUCCUUCCAUCACCCCGCCCCAUUCUCCCGCUUUCCAUCACCCCGCCCCAUUCUCCCGCUUCCCAUAACCCCACCCCAUUCUCCCACUUUCCAUCUCCCGCCCCAUUCUCCCGCUUUCCAUCACCCCGCCCAUUCUCUCGCUUUCCAUCACUCUGCCCCAUUCUUCCGCUUCCCAUCAUCCCGCCCCAUUCCCCGCUUUCCAUCACCCUCCCCAUUCUCCCUCCUUCCAUCACCCUGCCCCAUUCUCUCGCUUUCAUCACCCCGCCCCAUUCUCCCGCUUUCCAUCACGCCGCCCCAUUCUCCCUCCUUCCAUCACCCCGCCCCAUUCUCCCGCUUUCCAUCACCCCGCCCCAUUCUCCCCGCCCCAUUCUCCCGCUUUCCAUCACCCCGCCCCAUUCUCCUCCUUCCAUCACCCCGCCCCAUUCUCCCGCUUCCAUCACCCCGCCCCAUUCUCCCGCUUCCCAUAACCCCUCCAUUCUCCCGCUUUCCAUCACCCCGCCACAUUCUCCCGCUUUCCAUCACCCCGCCCCAUUCUCCCUCAUUCCAUCACCCGCCCCAUUCUCCCGCUUUCCAUCACCCCGCCCCAUUCUCCCGCUUCCCAUACCCCACCCCAUUCUCUCGCUUUCCAUCACCCCGCCACAUUUUCCCCUUUCCAUCACCCCGCCCCCUUCUCUCCUUCCAUCACCCCGCCCCAUUCUCCCUCUUCCAUCACCCCGCCCCAUUCUCCUGCUUUCCAUCAGCCCGCCCCAUUCUCCCGCUUUCCAUCACCCCGCCCCUUUCUCCCGCUUUCCAUCUCCCCGCCCCAUUCUCCCGCUUUCCAUCACCCCGCCCCUUUUCCCGCUUUCCAUCACCCCGCCCAUUCUUCCGCUUCCCAUCACCCCUCCCCAUUCUCCCUCCUUCCAUCACCCCGCCCCAUUCUUCCGCUUUCCAUCACCCGCCCCAGUCUCCCGCUUUCCAUCACCCGCCCCAUUCUCCCGCUUUCCAUCACCCCGCCCCAUUCUUUUGCUUUCCAUCACCCCGCCCUAUUCUCCCGCUUUCCAUCACCCCGCCCCAUUCACCCGCUUUCCAUCACCCGCCCCAUUCUCCCGCUUUCCAUCACCCCGCCCCAUUCUCCCGCUUUCCAUCACCCCGCUCCAUUCUCCCGCCUUCCAUCACCCCGCCACAUUCUCCCGCUUUCCAUCACCCCGCCCCAUUCUCCUUCCUUCCAUCACCCCGCCCCAUUCUCCUGCUUUCCAUCAGCCCGCCCCAUUCUCCCGCUUUCCAUCACCCCUCCCCAUUCUCCCUCCUUCCAUCACCCCGCCCCAUUCUCCCGCUUUCCAUCACCCCGCCCCAUUCUCCCGCUUCCAUAACCCCACUCAAUUCUCCCGCUUUCCAUCACCCCGCCACAUUCUCCCGCUUUCCAUCACCCCGCCCAUUCUCCCUCAUUCCAUCACCCCGCCCCAUUCUCCCGCUUUCCAUCACCCCGCCCCAUUCUCCCGCUUCCAUAACCCCACCCCAUUCUCUCGCUUUCCAUCACCCCCCGCCCCAUUUUCCCACUUUCCAUCACCCCGCCCCUUCUCUCUCCUUCCAUCACCCCGCCCCAUUCUCCCUCCUUCCAUCACCCCGCCCCAUUUUCCCGCUUUCCAUCAGCCCGCCCCAUUCUCCCGCUUUCCAUCACCCGCCCCUUUCUCCCGCUUUCCAUCUCCCCGCCCCAUUCUCCCGCUUUCCAUCACCCCGCCCCAUUCUCCCGCUUUCCAUCACCCCGCCCCAUUCUUCCGCUUCCCAUCAUCCCGCCCCAUUCCACCACUUUCCAUCAUCCCUCCCCAUUCUCCCUCCUUCCAUCACCCCGCCCCAUUCUUCCGCUUUCCAUCACCCGCCCCAUUCUCCCCCUGUCUCCCGCUUUCCAUCACCUCUCGCCCCCAUCACCUCUCCCGCUUUCCAUCACCCCGCCCCAUUCUUUUGCUUUCCAUCACCCCGCCCCAUUCUCCCGCUUUCCAUCACCCUCCCCAUUCACCCGCUUUCCAUCACCCGCCCCAUUCUCCCGCUUUCCAUCACCCCGCCCCAUUCUCCCGCUUUCCAUCACCCCGCUCCAUUCUCCCGCCUUCCAUCACCCCGCCCCAUUCUCCCGCUUUCCAUCACCCCCCCCAUUCUCCCGCUUUCCAUCAUUCCACCCCAUUCUCCCGCUUUCCAUCACCCCGACCCAUUCUCGCCUUUCCAUCACCCCGCCCAUUCUCCCUCCUUCCAUCACCCCGCCUCAUUCUCCCCUCCUUCUAUCACCCCGCCCCAUUCUCUCGCUUUCCAUCACCCCGCCCCGUUCUCCCGCUUUCCAUCACCCAGCCCCAUUCUCCCGCUUUCCAUCACCCCGCCCCAUUCUCCCUCCUUCCAUCACCCCGCCCCAUUCUCCCGCUUUCCAUCACCCCGCCCCAUUCUCCCGCUUUCCAUCACCCAGCCCCAUUCUCCCGCUUUCCAUCACCCCGCCCCAUUCUCCCGCUUUCCAUCAUCCCCCCCCAUUCUUUUGCUUCCCAUCAUCCCGCCCCAUUCCCCCGCUUUCCAUCACCCCUCCCCAUUCUCCCUCCUUCCAUCACCCCGCCCCAUUCUCUCGCUUUCCAUCACCCCGCCCCAUUCUCCCGCUUUCCAUCACCCCGCCCCAUUCUCCCGCUUUCCAUCACUCCCCCCAUUAUCCCUCCUUCCAUCACCCCGACCCAUUCUCCCUCCUUCCAUCACCCCGCCCCAUUCUCCCACUUUCUAUCACCCCCCCAUUCUCCCUCCUUCCAUCACCCCGCCCCAUUCUCCCGCUUUCCAUCACCCGCCCCAUUCUCCCGAUUUCCAUCACCCCGUUCCAUUCUCCCUUUGCAUCACCCCGCCCCAUUCUCCCGCUUUCCAUCACCCCGCCCCAUUCUCCCUUUCCAUCAUCCCGCCCCAUUCUUCCGCUUCCCAUCAUCCCGCCCCCAUUCCCCUGCUUUCCAUCACCCCUCCCCAUUCUCCUCCUUCCAUCACCCCGCCCCAUUCUCUCGCUUUCCAUCACCCCGCCCCAUUCUCCCGCUUUCCAUCACCCUGCCCCUUCUCCCGCUUUCCAUCACUCCGCCCAUUAUCCCUCCUUCCAUCACCCCGCCCCAUUCUCCUCCUUCCAUCACCCCGCCCCAUUCUCCCGCUUUCCAUCACCCCGCCUCAUUCUCCCGCUUCCAUAACCCCACCCCAUUCUCCCACUUUCCAUCACCCCGCCACAUUCUCCCACUUUCAUCACCCUGCCCCUUCUCUCUCCUUCCAUCACCCCGCCCCAUUUCUCCCUCCUUCCAUCACCCUGCCCCAUUCUCCCGCUUUCCAUCACCCGCCCCAUUCUCCCGCUUUCCAUCACCCCUCCCCUUUCUCCCGCUUUCCAUCUCCCCGCCCCAUUCUCCCGCUUUCCAUCACCCCGCCCCAUUCUCCUGCUUUCCAUCACCCCGCCCAUUCUUCCGCUUCCCAUCAUCCCGCCCCCCCGCCCCAUUCUCCCGCUUUCCAUCACCCCGCCCCUUUCUCCCGCUUUCCAUUUCCCCGCCCCAUUCUCCCGCUUUCCAUCACCCCGCCCAUUCUCCCGCUUUCCAUCAACCCGCCCCAUUCUUCCGCUUCCCAUCAUCCCGCCCCAUUCCACCACUUUCCAUCACCCCUCCCCAUUCUCCCUCCUUCCAUCACCCCGCCCCAUUCUUCCGCUUUCCAUCACCCGCCCCAUUCUCCCUUUUUCCAUCACCUCGCCCCAUUCUCCCGCUUUCCAUCACCCCGCCCCAUUCUUUUGCUUUCCAUCACCCCGCCCCAUUCUCCGCUUUCCAUCACCCUGCCCCAUUCUCCCGCUUUCCAUCACCCGCCCCAUUCUCCCGCUUUCCAUCACCCCCGCCCCAUUCUCCCGCUUUCCAUCACCCGCUCCAUUCUCCCGCCUUCCAUCACCCCGCCCAUUCUCCCGCUUUCCAUCACCCCGCCCCAUUCUCCGCUUUCCAUCAUUCCACCCCAUUCUCCCGCUUUCCAUCACCCCGACCCAUUCUCCCACUUUCCAUCACCCCGCCCCAUUCUCCCUCUUCCAUCACCCCGCCUCAUUCUCCCUCCUUCUAUCACCCGCCCCAUUCUCCUCGCUUUCCAUCACCCCGCCCCAUUCUCCCGCUUUCCAUCACCCAGCCCAUUCUCCCGCUUUCCAUCACCCCGCCCCAUUCUCCCUCCUUCCAUCACCCCGCCCCAUUCUCCCGCUUUCCAUCACCCCGCCCCAUUCUCCCGCUUUCCAUCACCCACCCCAUUCUCCCGCUUUCCAUCACCGCCCCAUUCUCCUGCUUUCCAUCAUCCCGCCCCAUUCUCCUGCUUCCCAUCAUCCCGCCCCAUUCCCCCGCUUUCCAUCACCCCUCCUCCUUCCAUCACCCCGCCCCAUUCUCUCGCUUUCCAUCACCCCGCCCCAUUCUCCCGCUUUCCAUCACCCCGCCCCAUUCUCCCGCUUUCCAUCACUCCGCCCCCAUUCUCCCUCCUUCCAUCACCCCGCCACAUUCUCCCACUUUCUAUCACCCCACCCCAUUCUCCCUCCUUCCAUCACCCGCCCCAUUCUCCGCUUUCCAUCACCCCGCCCCAUUCUCCCGAUUUCCAUCACCCCGCCCAUUCUCCCGCUUUCCAUCACCCCGCCCCAUUCUCCCGCUUUCCAUCACCCCGCCCCAUUCUCCCGCUUUCCAUCAUCCCGCCCCAUUCUUCCGCUCCCAUCAUCCCGCCCCAUUCCCCUGCUUUCCAUCACCCCUCCCCCAUUCUCCCUCCUUCCAUCACCCCCCCAUUCUCUCGCUUUCCAUCACCCCGCCCCAUUCUCCCGCUUUCCAUCACCCUGCCCCAUUCUCCCGCUUUCCAUCACCCCGCCCCAUUAUCCCUCCUUCCAUCACCCCGCCCCAUUCUCCCUCCUUCCAUCACCCCGCCCCAUUCUCCCGCUUUCCAUCACCCCGCCUCAUUCUCCCCUUCCCAUAACCCCACCCAUUCUCCCGCUUUCCAUCACCCCGCCACAUUCUCCCACUUUCUAUCACCCUGCCCCAUUCUCUCUCUUCCAUCACACCCGCCCCAUUCUCCCUCCUUCCAUCACCCUGCCCCAUUCUCCCGCUUUCCAUCAGCCCCCCAUUCUCCCGCUUUCCAUCACCCUCCCCUUUCUCCCGCUUUCCAUCUCCCCGCCCCAUUCUCCCGCUUUCCAUCACCCCGCCCCAUUCUCCUGCUUUCCAUCACCCCGCCCCAUUCUUCCGCUUCCCAUCAUCCCGCCCCGUUCCCCCGCUUUCCAUCACCCCUCCCCAUUCUCCCUCCUUCCAUCACCCCGCCCCAUUCUCUCGCUUUCCAUCACCCCGCCCCAUUCUCCCGCUUUCCAUCACCCCGCCCCAUUCUCCCCGCUUUCCAUCACCCCGCCCAAUUCUCCCUCCUUCCAUCUCCCGCCCCAAUUCUCCGCUUUCCAUCACCUCGUCCCAUUCUCCCUCUUUCCAUCACCCCGCCCCAUUCUCCCUCCUUCCAUCACCCCGCCCCAUUCUCCCCUCAUUCCAUCACCCUGCCCCAUUCUCCCGCUUUCCAUCACCCCGCCCCAUUCUCCCGCUUCCCAUCACCCCGCCCCAUUCUCCCCGCUUUCCAUCACCCCCCACAUUUUCCCACUUUCCAUCACCCCCCCCCUUCUCUCUCCUUCCAUCACCUCGCCCCAUUCUCCCUCCUUCCAUCAACCCGCCCCAUUCUCCUCUUUCCAUCAGCCCACCCCAUUCUCUCGCUUUCCAUUACCCCGCCCCUUUCUCCC
Molecule: messenger RNA, 7629 nt
Organism: Closterium sp. NIES-65
Lineage: Eukaryota; Viridiplantae; Streptophyta; Zygnematophyceae; Desmidiales; Closteriaceae
Source: the annotation of a GenBank genome assembly